Papaver somniferum (opium poppy) is the source of this 1485-nucleotide messenger RNA. RefSeq lists its product as uncharacterized. The coding region runs from base 1 to 1485 and encodes 494 amino acids. The transcript is spliced from 3 exons. Gene Ontology annotation, biological process: DNA integration. NCBI's taxonomy places the organism in Eukaryota, Viridiplantae, Streptophyta, Magnoliopsida, Ranunculales, Papaveraceae. The record is from RefSeq and is a predicted model, not a curated record. Gene Ontology annotation, molecular function: RNA-DNA hybrid ribonuclease activity; nucleic acid binding.
AUGAUAGAUGUGGAUGAAGACCACGGGAAUCCUAAAGACUUAUUAACUGAUCGGAAUUCAAAUAGAUGGGAAAUAUUAGUGGAUGGAUCAUCCAAUGGAGAAGGGAAUGGUAUUGGUAUUGUAUUCAUUUCACCAACAGGAGCGCGAAUGGCUUAUUCAUUCAGACUGGAUUUUGCAUCCAAAAAUAAUGAGACUGAGUAUGAGGCAGUUGUACAUGCAUUAAAGCUAGCAAUUGAAAUGAAGAUAGAAGAUGCACGAAUAACUAGUGAUUCACAGCUAGAAAUUCGCCAAGUAGAAGGUACAUAUAGUACAAAUGAACCAUCUUUGCAAAAAUACAAACAAUUGGUUAUGUAUUUAGCAGCGCGAAUUCCAAAAAUAAGUUGGAGACACAUAGGCAGAAAGGACAAUAGACUCUCAGAUGCAUUGGCCUUCAUACCUUCCAUGUUAAUAGAUCCAGUUGCAAGGGACAUAAAAAUACAAACACUCUUUUUACCAUCUAUAGAGAAAGGAGAAACAACUCAAACAGAUGUGAUGACAAUAGAAAAUAUGGAAGAAGAAAGUGUGAGCGAAGAUAAAGAUUGGAGAACUGAAAUCCAUUUAUACAUAAAGAAGGGAGAAGUACCAAGAAAAAGGUUGGAGGCACACAAAUUAAAAAUUCGUGCGACGAAUUAUGAAUUGAGUGAGGGCGUUCUUUAUAGAAGAUCAUUCCUGGGACCUUCGCUCAGAUGUCUUACGCGAAAAGAAGGGAUAGAAAUUUUAAAGGCAUUACAUUAUGGAGAUGCCAGUAAUCAUAGCGGAGGAAGGUCACUCGCAUAUAGAGCAAAGAUACAAGGCUACUAUUGGCCAUACAUGCAUGAUGAUGCGAAACAAGUCUCAAGAAGAUGUGAAGAAUGUCAACGUCAUGGAACAAGACAAAAGAGAUAUUUGAUUGUCGCAACAGACUAUUUUACAAAAUGGGCAGAAGUAAAAGCAGUUCAGCACAUUCGUGGUAAGGACAUAUUCACAUUCAUCUUUGAAAAUAUUAUAUGCAGAGUUGGUAUUCCUGCACAGUUAGUAUCUGAUAAUGGAAAGCAGUUCGAGGGUGAUAAUAUAGAAAUGACAACAAGGAGAGAAGCAACAGGGAUGUCACCUUUCUGUUUAACAUAUGGGGUUGAAGUCGUGUCACCAACAGAGGUUAUCAUUCCAACAACAAAGAAAGAAGCUUGGGAGAAGAAUCUAAGUGCAGAUCUGAUUCUAGCAAAACUUGAUGACUUGGAAGAAGCAAGAGAGGUCGCUUUACAACAUAUGGAAAAUUAUCAACAAAGACUAGAUCGAGAAUACAAUAAACGUGUUAAGAUAAGAGAAUUUCAACCAGGGGAAUUGGUGUUGCGAGAAAUCCCAAUUUAUCAGAGAGGGGGUGAUGGGAAAUUGGAAAAGAAAUGGGAUGGACCCUAUAUAAUAAAAAGGAUAGUUGGAAAUGGAGCUUAUGAGUUAAUGGAUCCCUAA